AUAAUAAGAUUUCAACAAUUCCAGAAGCUUUUUUUGAGCAUAUGCUUGGGCUCAAGAUUGUUGAUCUUUCCGAAAAUUGGCAGCUAGGUAGGCUGCCGAGUUCUAUCUCCAAAUUGGAGAAGCUUACUACAUUAUUGCUAUGUGGAUGUGCAUCCUUAAGAGAGGUACCAGCAUUAUCCAACCUUGUAGGGUUAAAAAAGUUGGACCUUUUAGGGACAUCAAUUGAAGAACUACCGCAAGGCCUCAACAUGUUAACAAAUCUAAAAUAUCUUGGUCUUAGUGGAAGAUUAUCUGAAACUCUUGAUGAACCGCUACAAAAUCUCUCCAAACUUCAGCAGUUACUAAUACUUGCCGUCGUUGCCGAUGGCCAUGCCGAAACAGAAUUUAAAUGGGAGACGAUUGGAAUUUGGGGGAAGCUUCAAAACCUUGAGAUGCUGCAUCUUGAUUAUUUGCAUAACUUGAAUAUGGUGUUUGGGGAAGUAGGAGCAAUUGCUGAGUCAGCAUCGCUACCAGCUGGCACAUUUUCCUCUCUUCAAUAUAUUAGUGUUUGGCAUUGUGAUAAAAUAAAGAAGUUAUGCUCGGUAAGGUGGUUGGAAUAUCUCCAAAAACUACAGGCUGUUGAGGUUAGGAAUUGUGAGCAACUGGAGGAGAUAAUUGGGUCUGAAUCUGAAGGAGGAGAAAAAGUCACUCUACCCAAGUUAGAAAGUUUGACAUUGCACAAAUUGCCCCAGUUGAAGACCAUCUAUAGUGGUUCUUUGAUUUGUGAUUCCAUCAAGAAGAUUAAAAUUUCUAGUUCUAAAAAUAUAGAGAGUGUUUUUUGGUCCGGGUUCAACGCAUUUCCAAAUCUUGAAUAUCUGGAACUUAUCAAAUUAAAGGGUCUGAAAUCUAUGUUUGAUGAAGAAGGUCUUGGUUUAUCGCCACAUGUACCUCCCACAAGCUUUUGCUCUCUUAAAGAAAUUAGGGUUAGUGGUUGUGAUCAAUUAAAGAAGGUAUUCUCAUCUGGAUGGCUGCUCCACUACUUCCAAUCCCUAAAGACUAUUGAGGUUUCAAGGUGUUGGCAAAUGGAGGAGCUGAUAUCGUCAUCGGCACAUGAAGAAGAAAAAGUCACUCUACCCAAGUUAGAAAGGUUGGAAUUGACAAGUUUGCCCUUAUUGAAGAGCAUCUGCAGCAGCUCCAGUGUGUUGAUUUGUGAUUCCAUCCAGAGUCUGAGGAUUUUCGAUUGUGAGAGGCUAAAGAGGAUUCCUCUGAAUUUUCCCUUGCUUGAUAAUGCCCAAUCAUCUCAUCCUCCUUCCCUCAAAGAAAUUGUGGUAUUCCCAAAAGAAUGGUGGGAAUCAUUGGAAUGGGACCAUCCCAAUGCAAAAGACAUCCUUUUCCCCUUCUGUAAAUUUCGACAAAGUUGGUGAUAGGGCGCACCGCAAAUCAAUUGGGAUUCGGCUUGGUAACCACAAGAAAGUUGGAGGAAAUCACAUAUGCACUAGUUGCUGUUGCUAUUGGGUUUUCAAUGUAAUAUAAUCUUUGUUUUUCUUUUGCUGUGUGUGUUGUGUGUUUAAAUAUGUCCAAUUUUAAGUGGAAAACUGGAAAUGUUUGUUUUUUUAUUAUCUGUGUAAUGUUGUCUUUGAAAUUGUGUGGGAAAAAGACUUGAAACUGUAUUUGCUUUUCUUGUAAUAUGUAUUUCAAUUUAUUGCAUUUGCAUAUCUCCUCAAAUUUCAUUCAGCAACAUUAUCAUCAUCAACAAAAACCAAGACUUACUUUCAUCAACAAUAGCGGCGCGCUCUGUUACUUUAUAUUCUCAGAAUUGCUCAAGGACUAGCAUUCAGGGUUGAGAUGGAAAGAAUAUUUCCUUCCUGGUUAGAAUUUGAUGCUCUGAGAACUGUGGUUGUCUAUCUGAAUUACUGCACGUCUAUUUGCGAUAGGCUGAGGCAAGGCACAAUGUGGCCUAAGGUUGGAUUGUGUUCAUCAUCACCAUGUCCUCCCAUUUUCAAAUAUGUGAAAGGAAAUUAAUUACAAAUGCCCUGCCACAAUUCUUCAAUGUUCUUUCUAUGUUAAAAAGUCUGUAAUUUGCAUAAUAUAAACUAAUAGAUUAU
Rubroshorea leprosula is the source of this 2084-nucleotide messenger RNA. NCBI's taxonomy places the organism in Eukaryota, Viridiplantae, Streptophyta, Magnoliopsida, Malvales, Dipterocarpaceae. The record is from the annotation of a GenBank genome assembly.